UAAACAUGCUGCAAUCGAACUGGAAGGUCAUAUCUGCACAGACUUCAGACCAGUGCAAGCGUUCUCUGACAAAAUCUCUUGGACAUUGAAAAUCGGAAUCUUCACCAUGAACUCAAACAACGCCCAAUACGAGAGUACGCUUUCUUUGGAUAGUUUAGAAGCCCGAGAUUCCAGAAACCGGCGCCGUAUUGCCUACAGGGUGAAUGAUGCUUACUCAUCCACAGAUGAAUCGGAAACAGAUGGGUCAUCAGCCACGUCUGGGUAUAGUUCCCGAGCUAGCAGCCCGCAUGAUCUGAGCGACGUAGACGAUGUUGACGACGGAGUGGUGUUUGAGAGCACGAAGCCGCUUAUCCACACGCUUGAGUAUAUCCUCUGUGUACAAGAAAUGUGUGACGUCACAUUCCUUGCUGGCAAGAAGAAGGAGCCUGUCUAUGGACUUCAGGCGGUCAUGGGGUCAAGAUCAAGGUACUUUUAUCAACUGUUUCUCUCAAAGAAGAAAACACGCAAGUCCAGCGAGGAUAAGAGGGGCUUUUUCUCUUUCUUCAAGAAAAAGGCGAAGAAAACGGAAUCCGUGCCUGCAACUCAAGUCUGUCACCCCGGGGCCAACCACGUCACCAUCCCCAUCCCCGACUACGACCACGAGGUACUCAGGAGAGUUGUCUCAUUCGUUCACCUAGGUCACGUGACUGUGACGACAGACACCGUCAUAGGAUUGAUAUGUGCCGCCACCGAGUUCCAGUUGGAUGAUCUGCGCAAGGCCUGCUGGGAAUUCGUAGAUAUGUGUAUGGUAGCCGAUACCCUCCCCGCACUUCUUAAGUCUGGAGCUCAUUACAGGAAGCGACCCCAUGUGAAGCUGUUCCUUCAGAUGAUUUCCAAGAUGCGAUAGCAGAUUCCCCAGCAGCUCUUCCGUGUUGUGCUAUUCCUUGCGUGACGAAUGUCACGUAGUGCUCAAAUUGUACAUAUUACUGACUACAAAUAAAUAUGAAUAUAGAAACCA
Haliotis rufescens (red abalone) is the source of this 997-nucleotide messenger RNA. RefSeq names its product serine-enriched protein-like. Lineage: Eukaryota; Metazoa; Mollusca; Gastropoda; Lepetellida; Haliotidae. Gene Ontology annotation, molecular function: protein binding. The record is from RefSeq and is a predicted model, not a curated record. The coding region runs from base 107 to 886 and encodes 259 amino acids. The transcript is spliced from 6 exons.